AUGUCCCUCAAUGGCAGGCUGUCCAGCCUGCGCCCUCGGCUCGCCCAUGCCACGAGCCUGUCGCUUCGCCCACAGCGGCGAAGCUUGAACGAGUUCAUUACCCCUGCUUCCGAGCCUCCCAAUUCACCCCCACCAAGCUCCUUCCGCCUCGCUGUCAAAGACAACAUCGCAACUAGGCCUCAAGAUGGCCAACCCCUACCCACUACCUGUGCCUCGGGCAUUCUCUCCUCACACGAGUCCCCAUUCGAGGCUACCAUCGUCCGACAGCUGAAGGAUCGUGGCGCACACGUGGUCGGGAAGACGAACCUGGAUGAAUUCGGCAUGGGCACACACAACAUCAACUCUGCCUACGGCGCGGUGGCGCAGGAGGCUAAGGAUGACGCCAAGGGCAGGUCCAUCAAGCUGAGCGCGGGCGGAAGCUCCGGAGGCAGUGCCCUGGCAAUCGCGCGCGGCGAGGCAGAUGUCGCGCUGGGGACCGACACGGGCGGCUCUGUGCGCCUCCCGGCCGCGUACUGUGGAGUAGUUGGGUACAAACCUUCAUAUGGCAUGAUUUCCCGGUAUGGCGUGGUGCCAUAUGCGAACAGCCUGGACACUGUUGGGUUUCUUGCACGCGAUGUGCGGACGAUACAGGAGCUGGUCGUUGGAGGUGGCUUGUUCAAGGAGCACGACCCUCAGGAUCCGACAAGUCUGUCGUCCUCCGCUAGGGCACGGUGCACGGCAGCAAGAGGAUUUUACGGCCCAGAGUCGCAUAGAUCGCAGGAUGAGCAAGGCCGUAAGCAGCUGCUACGGUCGCUGACCUUCGGAAUCCCGGUCGAGUACAACAUCGCAGAACUCAAAGGACGCGUUCUCAAAGCGUGGCAAUAUGCGGCGACAUUCUUGCGCGACGAGAUAGGAGCGCGCGUCGUUCCAGUGUCCUUGCCGUCGACAAGGCACGCGCUCUCUGCAUACUACGUCAUCGCUCCCGCAGAAGCAUCAUCAAACCUGGCCAAGUACGACGGGGUGCGCUACGGAAUGAAUCAGCCGGAAGUCGAAGGCGGCCGGGACAGGAGCCCCGAGGACGUGCUGUACUCGGCCGUGCGCGGCAGCGGCUUCGGCGCCGAGGUCAAGCGGCGCAUCCUCCUGGGCUCGUACACGCUGAGCUCCGAGGCCAUAGACAACUACUUCAUGCAGGCGCAGCGGGUGCGGCAGCUCGUGCGCCGCGACUUCGACGGUGCAUUCAAGCUGCCCAACCCGCUGCGCGACGAAGACGAGGCUCAGCAAUUCUCACUGGCGGACAUGGACGAGCGCGUCACCCUCGAGAACAAGCUCGGCCCGGCGCAGGUCGACUUCCUGCUCUGCCCGACGGCGCCAACGCUGCCGCCGCGGCUGGACGAAGUGGAGCAGGGCCAGGAGAAGAGCCCCGUGGCUGCAUACGUGAAUGAUGUCUUGACGGUGCCGGCGAGCUUGGCUGGGCUGCCAGCUGUGAGCAUACCGAAGAGCACUGAUUCUAAUAGCCUUCCUACUGGUGAGCAGCGGAGUGGCAGUGUGAUGGGCCUCCAGGUCAUCGGUCAGUAUUGGGACGAUGCGAGGCUCCUUGCUGCGGCGGAUGCGCUGAGGACCUUGUUGAAGUGA
Diaporthe amygdali is the source of this 1611-nucleotide messenger RNA. Its product is annotated as glutamyl-trna amidotransferase-like protein. Lineage: Eukaryota; Fungi; Ascomycota; Sordariomycetes; Diaporthales; Diaporthaceae. The record is from RefSeq and is a predicted model, not a curated record. Gene Ontology annotation, cellular component: glutamyl-tRNA(Gln) amidotransferase complex; mitochondrion. The transcript has 2 exons. The coding region runs from base 1 to 1611 and encodes 536 amino acids. Gene Ontology annotation, molecular function: glutaminyl-tRNA synthase (glutamine-hydrolyzing) activity. Gene Ontology annotation, biological process: glutaminyl-tRNAGln biosynthesis via transamidation; mitochondrial translation.